This is a messenger RNA of Silurus meridionalis, 842 nucleotides long. It is a transcript of the gene eslec, whose product is annotated as ladderlectin. Lineage: Eukaryota; Metazoa; Chordata; Actinopteri; Siluriformes; Siluridae. The record is from RefSeq and is a predicted model, not a curated record. Gene Ontology annotation, molecular function: signaling receptor activity. The transcript is spliced from 6 exons. The coding region runs from base 175 to 672 and encodes 165 amino acids.
AGCCUCGGCGGUGUGAAACGUCUCCUCAUUGGUGUCCUGCUUCACUAUAAAUAUAUCUGAUGCUGAUGCUGAGUAUAAAAGCCUGAAUGGUCUUCACCCUGAUCUCACUGUGUGUGUGUGUGUGGAGAACCGAAACGACACUGCAGAAUAAUCCUGGUUUUAGACACAAUAAGAAUGAAGAUUGUUUUGGUUUUUGUUCUGAUUAUUCUGAUCACACUGCAGCUCAGCACCUGUGAAGCAGCAGUUGAAUCAAAAUGCACUGGUGGUUGGAAAGGCUUUGGGAGAAAGUGUUAUAGAUACAUAACGGAAGCAAAGCCGUGGAUAGAAGCUGAGAAAUAUUGCCAGCAGUUAGGAGGAAACCUCGCAUCUGUGCACAGCAAUCAAACGCAAUAUCAACUGAAGAGAAUGGGAAAGAUCUCCGGCAAAUACCAUCGCACCUGGAUCGGAGCUCAGGAUGCAGUGAUGGAGUCGACCUGGCUGUGGAGCGAUGGCUCUGUGUUUGAUUUCAUGGCGUGGCAUUCUGGAGAACCAAGUCACUAUGGAGGAUAUGAACACUGCGUGGAGAUGAACUAUGGAGAUGAAGUUCUGUGGAAUGACGCCAGGUGCAACACUGAGCUCUACUUUCUGUGUCAGAAAGCAGCAAACAGCCCAAACACCUGUAAAAGAAGAUAGCUGCUCAUAGCGGCUUAUAACUGCUCAUAACUGCUUAUAAUUGCUUAUAACUGCUCAUAACUGCUCACAUUACACUUAUUAUUUUUCUUAUUUUCUGUCAAAGACAUUGACUUUACAAUAUUAAAGCAAUGUAUUAUAAUAUGAAAAUAAAGAUGAAUGAUGAAGCUUGA